GAGAGUCGGUGAAUAAACGUUCGAAAGCUCCAGAUCGCUGUCGUUAUUCCUCACCAUAACACAUGUAAUAAGAUAUAUGUACACCUCGGCUGUCGAGCAUAAAGAGAGACAAAAGACAGGUACAUCACACAAGUAUCAAACAUCUAGUAGAGAAAUGGAACUCCUUUUCCAUAAUAUCAACGUGACAAUUAACAAGAAGCAUAUCCUACAUGAUAUAUCUGGGAUGGCAAAGCCUGGGAAACUGCUAGCCGUCAUGGGACCAAGCGGUUCUGGGAAGACCACCCUCCUGUCUGCUAUUGCUGGUCGUGUUCCGCGGGACAAGGGGGACGUUCUCCUCGACGGCCAGUCUCUCUCCAAGCCUCUUAAAAGGAAGAUUUGUUACGUACUGCAAUCCGAUAUCUUCUUUGCUAAUUUGACGCUGAAGGAAACUCUGGUGUACACCGCCCUCUUGCGCCUGCCCGACAGCAUGCCUCACAAGGAGAAGAUGGCCAGGGUGGACGAGAUUGUCAAUUCGCUGGAUAUAAAGAAGUGUCUGAAUACGUUAAUUGGCAGCAUAUCUCAACGGGGUCUGUCAGGAGGGGAAAAGAAGAGAGCCAACAUCGCCUGUGAAUUGUUGACUAACCCAAAAAUUAUGUUACUCGAUGAACCUACCUCCGGUCUUGAUUCUUGUACGGCUUUCAGUCUCAUGAAAAACAUGAAGGACUAUUCUGCGGUCCACAACAAGACAGUGGUGACCACCAUACAUCAGCCCUCCAGUCAGAUAUUCCACAUGUUUGACAGUUUACUGUUGCUGUGUGAGGGGCAUAUGGCAUAUUUUGGUGAUGCAGGCAAAAUGGUGGAUUUCUUCAGCAGUAUGGGUCUUCAUUGUACUCCACUGUACAACCCAGCAGAUUUUAUGAUGGAAAAAAUGAAAGAUAGUGAUGAGGUACAAAAUCUGAUCAUCAACAGUGCAAGUGCAUUAAGACAGUCUGAUCAAUGGCCAAAUAAGCUGAAAGCCCUCGAUCUUAAAAUUUUGGCAAAUAACAAAGGAUUAACGAAUAGAAAUGACAAAGGAGAUAUUGAUGAAACAGAAGAUGCGCGUCCCUGUAAUUUUGGUUUUGGCAUGAAUUCAGAGGACAAAGAAAAAGGUCCCUAUCCAUUAGUGCACCAAGCUUCAGAAAUCUCGAUUUGCAUUUCGAAAGAAAUGGCAUCCAAAUACUUGCAGCAAAAGUACGACGACCGCUGGCCCACGUCAUGGUGGACCCAGUAUCACGUGCUCACGAGGAGGAAUUUUACCCAAUCAAAAGCUAAAAUAUGGUCCAAAAUUAACCUUAUACACAGCGUUGUUAUAGCAAUUAUUGCUGGGUUGCUAUGGUUCCAGUUGCCAAGGACAGAAGAAACUAUUGCAGACAGGAAAGCAGUGAUCUUCUUUAUCUAUGUAUACUGGUCUUUUAUUCCGCUGUCCUACUCGGUUUCUUCUUUCCCUGAAGAACGCACCGUCAUCGACAAGGAGAGGUCAUCCGGUGCAUAUCGUCUCUCUGCCUACUACCUGGCGAAGAUGACAAGCGAACUGCCGCUUACGCUCCUGCUGCCCUCUGGUUUUGUGUUGAUCGUGUUCUGGAUGGCGGGACUCAACGGCUUCUGGGCAUAUAUUGGGUUUUGGGCUACUGUCAUGCUGACGUCACUGUUCGCUCAGGCUGCUGGCUUUGUCAUUGGGGUAGCAGUAAUGGAUGUGAAGCUGUGUAUAUCAGUAUCGAAGAUAUUCAUUUUAACAAGUAUGCUAGCAGGAGGCUUUUUAACGACCAACACCCCUUUCUGGUUGGACUGGAUAAAGUAUUUGUCGUUUAUUUACUAUUCCUAUCACAUUGGGGUUAUCCUAGAAUUUACAGAGGCGCCACCUUUUAGGUGAGUUCAGAUACAACUUUUUUGGCCACAUCUUAAAGGCAAAUGUUACACUUUUUUACCAUUUACCACUGUAUAACCAUUCUGAAAGUUAGCCAAUUUUAAAUUUUCAUCAACAGUAUGUCAUCCUCUACGGAACAGUUAAUAUGCAUAUUACAUUGAUGCCCGAUUCGAUCGUUUGAUACUACUGGAUGUUAUUUCGUAUUCCAAACAGGUGUUCUAAGAACGGGACCACGGCGUACCCAGACUGCAAGCGAGACCCAGCACUGAUAUUGUACGGAAAUGAAACCAUGUACUUGAAAUCGGAAUCAGUUCUGGAACAGAUGGGAAUAACGUGGCCGCUAUGGCUCUACGUCACCGUCAUCUUUUGCUCUGGAGUAGUGCUGCGGUACAUUGCUUAUUUAAUACUGAGACAUAUACGUAAGCCGCAUUGACGC
This is a messenger RNA of Lingula anatina, 2318 nucleotides long. RefSeq lists its product as uncharacterized. Gene Ontology annotation, biological process: transmembrane transport. The record is from RefSeq and is a predicted model, not a curated record. Gene Ontology annotation, molecular function: ATP hydrolysis activity; ABC-type transporter activity; ATP binding. Gene Ontology annotation, cellular component: plasma membrane. Lineage: Eukaryota; Metazoa; Brachiopoda; Lingulata; Lingulida; Lingulidae.